AUGUCCAUUUCCAACGGCCAGCCAGCAUGGCCGCCUCCAGUUUUGCACCAUGCAAACGGCAGCAGGUCUUUGAAUCAUCUCGAUGAUGGAACGGCGCGUACUCAGACCCCCGUCGAUAAUACAGUAGAGUUGGUGCCUGAGGCACCAGUCGAUGUCGAAGAAGAAUCCCGGCGCGCUCUUUUUGCAGACUUGUAUCGCAAGACUGAGGACAAGAUCGCCUUGUUGUUUUCUGAGGAUGGUUCUUACAAUCUUGACGCGAUUGCGGGUCUGAAGCGUCGUGCCCCGACCCCUACCGUGACGCUCCCCCCCACCACCGAUCACGAACCCAUCAAGGAACCGCCCUACAAAAAGGCCAAACGUGCCAUUGAUGAAGAUGACUAUGACGACGAUGACGAAGACGAAGACGAAGUAGCCACCGCGCCUGCGCCUGUGCUGAAAGCGCAAGGUUCCGCCGCCUCUAUAGCCGCCAACUCCCUGCUGUCCCCAUCCAAGUCUGGCAGCUCUCCAGUUCAUUCCCUCAACUCGCCAGGGAGACUAGGAGAAAAGCUAAAAUCGAGCCAAGAAGAACCUCAGAGUAGAAGCAAAGCCGGGGAAAGCGACGACAAUGCCAUCAAAAAUUUGGAAGAGGCCAGGUUGGCCACCGAGGAAGCUGCCAGGCGUAGCUUCCACACUAUAUUCUACACCCUGGAGAAUGAUCGAACAGCGAUGCUUGAACAAAAACGACUGGAAGAUUCAGAAAAGCAGCUUCAAGCCGAGAUGGACAGCAAUCAGGCAAAUGGGGCCGGCGGUACCCAAGCAAGCAACCAAGGCUCGCUGAGUAGUGCGAAUCUAGGUGCCUCAAGCCUGACCCUUAAACAUCUCAUCGCCAGAAUUGAUAUGAAGCGUGACCAAGUAAGAGCCUCAGAUGCAGAACUGAGACUCCUCAUGAACGAGGUUCGCAAAAACCGAAGCAAAUGGGCGAGCGAGGAAAAUGUCAACCAAGAAGAGUUAUAUGAAGCUUUUGAAAAGGUUUUGACGGAGCUGAAGGCGCAUACGGAGUAUUCUCACCCAUUCUUAACGCGAGUUAGCAAGAAAGAUGCACCUGAUUAUUAUAGUUUAAUCAAGAACCCUAUGGAUCUCGGCUCAAUGACGAAGAAACUAAAAUCCCUGACGUACAAAUCAAAGACGGAUUUCGUUGCGGAUCUUGACCUAAUAUGGGAUAACUGUUUAAAAUACAACCAAGACAUGAAUAGUCAAAUCCGCAGAAUGGCGAAUGGAAUGAGAAAAGAAGCUGAAAAGCUGAUCCCGCUGAUCCCAGAUCUCGUCGUUCGUUCUCGGGCUGAAGUGGAGGCAGAAGAGAGACGAAAGCAGAAUGGCGGCGACGAUGACGGUGGCGACGACUCUGACGACGAGCCGAUAAUGUCGUCUCGUGGUCGAAAGGCUACAACAAAAGGUGCCAAGUCGCGCACCGCCCCGACGGACCAGAAAGAGGACACACCCGUGGUGGAUCAAAAACCGGUCCUACAACUCAAUGGACUUCUCGGAAAAGCUGGCAGGGAGGGAUCCGAAGUUGAUGGGAGCAAUGGGUUCUCGACUCCGCCGAUAGCUGGCUCUAUAACCCCGUCUGGCGCAUUGAAUGGACACUCUGGCAUUGCGAGCAACGCCGAUGCCAUGGAUAUCGACGGACCAAGUCUUAGCACAAUGACAGCGUUUGGUGAAGCUACUGAACAGGCAUACGAGGACGAAGAGUACAAGAUUUGGAAGCAGACAACCAAGAAGGAUCGAGCUCUAACUGUGAAAGAGCGCCACUUCCUGUUCAAAGGGAACAGUUUGAAUACGGAUGCCCCAGCACUUCUGAGAAAUCGAGCUGGCAUGCGCUGGUUUUUGAAGCAUCAGAGGGAAGCUGAAACUAUGGGAAUUGCUGCACACCCACACCUGGCCAGUGCCGCAGGAGCGGGAAAGGAUCUGGCCCCAAGCAAGCAACCGGAAACUCUUGCUGAGGGCAUUGACGAAGAGACUGAACAGGUGGUGCCCGACUACUACAACCCGCUGACCAGUAUCCCUGAUAUCAAGCCUAAUCUGCAGUGGGUUGAGGACGGAGAAGGACAAGUGAUUAACCAGCAUGAGGCAUUCCUCAGACUCGUGCCCCCUGGCUCUUUUAUUGCACCGAAAAGCCGACUGACAAAAAAAAUGGAUGACAAUAUCCGUCAGAUUCAAGAAACCAGAAAGCUGGCGACCAAAAUCUCAGUUAUCAAGCAAAUGCAGGUCCAAUCGCAGGUGUACACCAACCAGUUCCCCAAAUCGAGUAUUGAGACUUUCCUCGAGCAAGAUAUUGAGCCCCAUUUCAUCUCGGAUGAUGGACCUGUGAUGGCUUCGGAAACUUGUCAGGAUGCUCUCAAGCGCUCUGUCGCGAAAAUUCUCUAUCAUACCGGUUUCGAGGAGUUGCAGCCGUCCGCUAUUGAUACCUUGACCGGAAUUGCUGCCGAUUAUUUCCAGAAGUUGGUCAGGACUUUUAAUAUUUACCGCGAGGCUGAAAAGACAUCAGUGCAAACUCCUCAAGGACCGCGAACCAAGUCCCGAUUCACUCCUGAAGAAGUUGUUCUCCAUACCCUCGAAGAAAGUGGCCACGAUGUUGCGUCACUCGAAUCUUAUGCAAAGGAUGAAGUUGACCGGUUAAGUUCUCGACUCGGAAUUCUCCAUGAGCGUAUGAAGCUGCAUCUCACUGAUCUAUUGCGGCCGGCCCUUUCCGCGGAUGCCGGAGUUGACGGCGUCGGAGCCUUCAAGGAUGGCAGUGACCAGUUUAUGAGUGGCGACUUCGCUGACGAUCUUGGCGAAGACUUCUUUGGCUUCAAGGCUCUUGGCCUGGAUAAGGAAAUGGGGCUCGACUCCUUCUCCGUUCCAUUUCACCUUCUCCAUAGCAGAGUUCGUAACCAAUACCAGAUGCAGACGCAGACGGCUGGCGCAAUAUCCGCAGAUAUGUUUGAGGCUUUAUCGCCGUCCGAGCCUGUCUCAAACGAGGGCAUACAGGAGGAAAUUGGCCUGGUUAAAAACUUCUUCCUUGCCAAAUUGCACGCUAAUGGUGACCAACCUCUGGUUGAGGACGAAGACUUGCCCGUCAAGCAGCGCAAGCCUCGUCCACGCCUGGGGGCAAGCGGCAAAAUUAUAUCCGCCCAGAAACGCCCACCACGAGAACAGCUGGCGUUGGCAAAGAAGAAGAAGAAAAUGGAGCUCGCCGCCGCCGCAGCUGAAGCCAAGGCAAAUGCAUCACCCGAGAAAGGGGCCAACGCUGGAACAGGGUCAACCAACACAACACCAGCCAAGAAGAAGUCAAUCACCAUCACUCCUGUUCCGCCUCCCAACCCAGCUCUUCUCGCCCUCACCGCGAGCAUGGAGAGAACUGACAGCAUGCAAAGCCAAGCGGGCACAAGCCAGACCGAAAAGGAUGAGAAUAUUGCUAUGAUGAGCCCAGACAGUAUCGCUCAGUAA
Molecule: messenger RNA, 3465 nt
Organism: Metarhizium brunneum ARSEF 3297
Lineage: Eukaryota; Fungi; Ascomycota; Sordariomycetes; Hypocreales; Clavicipitaceae
Gene: spt7
Product: Transcriptional activator spt7
Biological process (GO): regulation of transcription by RNA polymerase II
Cellular component (GO): SAGA complex; SLIK (SAGA-like) complex
Molecular function (GO): structural molecule activity; protein heterodimerization activity
Source: RefSeq, a predicted model, not a curated record